GACCAUCCCAUAAUUUUCUUCUGGGUAUAUAUGGCACCACCACCCACCACAUCUUUAACGUUCACAGUGAGGAGGCAGAAGCCUGAGCUGGUCCCUCCAGCAAAGGCCACACCUCAUGAGUGCAAACUGCUUUCUGACAUCGAUGAUCAGGAAGGUCUUCGGUUUCAGAUCCCAGCCAUACAGUUCUAUCGGAAUAUAGGAACGGGAGGAAGAGGCAUAGACCCUGUGAAGGUCAUCAGAGAAGCUCUUGCCAAAACCCUUGUUUUCCACCACCCAUUUGCUGGUCGUCUUAGGGAAGUCCCAGGCCGGAAGCUUAUGGUAGACUGUACCGGUGAGGUUGUCAUGUUCAUUGAAGCUGAUGCCGACGUCACCCUCGACCAGUUCGGCGAUUGCCUUCAACCUCUGUUCCCCUGCUUGGAGGAGCUUCUCUACGAUGUUCCCGGCUCCGGAGGGGUCCUUAACUGCCCUUUGUUGCUUAUUCAGGUACACUUUUUUUUUUUUUUGGGGGGAUAUUUCAGAAAAGUCCCAUCAGGGACCAUUAUUCCUUUGGAUGACAUGGCCCACAACUCUUUAUUCUUUGGGUCCACUCAAGUGUCGGCUCUUCGUAGGUUCGUGCCUCCCCACCUGCAGGGUCAGGGCGAAUGUUCCACCUUUGAAUUGCUAACAGCCUUCUUGUGGCGUUGCCACACCAUCACCCUUCAACCAGAACCAGAGGAGGAGGUGCAUAUCCUUUGCAUCGUCAAUGCUCGUGCCAAAUUUGACCCUUCCCUACCCAACGGUUACUACGGCAAUGCCUUUGCAUUCCUGGUGGCCAUCUCCACUGCCGGGAAGCUGUGCAACAACCCCUUGGGGUAUGCCCUGCAACUUGUCAUGAAAGCCAAGGCAAAUGUCACCGCGGAGUAUAUGCGAUCAGUGGCCGACUUGAUGGUGAUCAAAGGACAACCCCACUUUAUGAUGGUGUGA
Messenger RNA from Ilex paraguariensis (yerba mate), 963 nucleotides. NCBI's taxonomy places the organism in Eukaryota, Viridiplantae, Streptophyta, Magnoliopsida, Aquifoliales, Aquifoliaceae. The record is from the annotation of a GenBank genome assembly.